Molecule: messenger RNA, 7941 nt
Organism: Schizosaccharomyces japonicus yFS275
Lineage: Eukaryota; Fungi; Ascomycota; Schizosaccharomycetes; Schizosaccharomycetales; Schizosaccharomycetaceae
Product: translation elongation regulator Gcn1
Exons: 3
Coding region: 1-7941 (2646 amino acids)
Biological process (GO): negative regulation of cytoplasmic translational initiation; mitotic G1 DNA damage checkpoint signaling
Molecular function (GO): protein kinase activator activity
Source: RefSeq, a predicted model, not a curated record
AUGCAGGCAGAAGAUUCGACGGAAAGUGUGACAAGUGGUGCAGAGUCUUUACGAUUAUCAAAUGUCGUAAAGACUCGUGAAAUGCUUCUGUCAUUUACUGGCUCGAGCGAGAAAAUACUCAACUAUAUCCGAGUUGUUGACUCUACCCAUGAGUUCGACAAUGAACUUAUAGAGUGUAUUUUGAAAUUUUACGCGGAAACAUUGCAUCGUACUCUGCCGAGACGCGUUCGAGUUGCUAUUGUACGCUCUUUAAAGCAUCUCGUGAACUGUACUGCGCAUACCGUAAAAUGCCUUGCUUCUUUCAUCAUGAAAACAGUUGUUCGGGCAGAGAGGGCUCAUUAUCCUCCCGGUUUCUUACUUACCACGCUUUCUUGGCUUAAUGACGUUGUAAUGAGUACUUGCACUUCUGCAGAAGUUUGCGAGUCAUUGGUAAAAAAUUUAUGCCCCAUUCAGGCAAAACUGUUGUUCAUGUGUCUGUCGUCUACGAAACACACUCUCGCAAACAGUGCUCUCCGUUCGACGCGCCGUUGCAUUCGCUCACUUCUUCUCACAAAUUCUAAGAACUACGAGUCAUUUGUUGAUAAGUUCUUCGAAGCUCUCUUGCCCACUCUGCCAAUGCCCAACGGAUUGGCGUUUGUGGGCGAGUUCUUGAGUUGCUGCUAUUACUUCAAGUUAUCCAAGGGCCCCUUGGAGGCUCUGGGAAAACACAAGCAGACCAUUGCAACACUUCUUGUUAAGCAAGUGUUCGCUGCAAAGGGUAUCAUGCCAGUCGCACUGUAUGCUGAAUUCACUAGAGGCUAUGGACUGGUGUCAUCGUUGGAUGAUUUCUCAAGCCUCGUACUGCCUAGCCUUGAAAAAACAUUGCUACGUUCUCCAGAGGUAGUAUUUGCUGGCGUCAUUACUCACCUAACUUCUGGUUUUGCAACUGCCGGCAAAGAUUUGUCUUCUGUACUUCUUCAAAAAAUAACACCUGCGUUCAUUUCGGGUUUCAAAAGCUCAAAUGCUACUACCCGUCAAAAUGCAUGUGCAACAUUUACAGCAUGCGCCAAACUUGCAAAGAAUCAAGAAGUAGCGGAUCACGCCGUUGAGGAGUUACUUAAGGUCCUCCGUACAGGAAAAUUAAUUCCCUUGUUCCAAAAGGAACAAGCUGAACCACUGAAGGUUUUGGGUGCUGUCUUGAUGAAGAAUCUUGAGACUGGCCUUCUGAACAAUGUCCUUCCAGACGAAACCGUGCUUAAAUCCUUACGCUCUUUCCUUAAAGAUGCUCGUGCGCCAAUCAGAGAAUACUGGAUUCUCUCAAUCGCACGUUUGUUGUGGAACUUUGAGACAUUUUCUGCGGCCCAAACUUCUGUGCUUGAAUUGUUCCUUCAUGAGCUCCUUGAUCUUUGCAAAGAGGCACUGAAGAAUCUUUCCAAUGCUGCACAAAGUGGAUCCAUUAUGGCUCCUUUUGUUUUAUUGGCAUUUGUUUUCUCUCAUGUUCCUAAAACGGCACCUGAGGUUGCGGAGUCAGAGCAGUUCAAGCAUAUUCAAGCCUUCUUGAGAAACGCACUUAACCCCAAAUCCAAGGAAAUGCUGUUAUUCACCCAGCGCAACAUCAACAGACUUCUCGAUGCCCAACAAAAACAGUGGGCCAUAAUCGCUGCCUGCAUUUACAUUACCGAGUUCGCGGAAUCAUUGGACAAUUCUGCUUAUGCGGAUUUGUUUUAUUGCCUUGUUUUCACUUUGCAAGCAAAGAGCAAUGACAAGGAGUCCUGCUUUUCCGCUUUAAAAGAACUUUCUCGUACAUGCCCUGAGGCUCGUGUUAAACUUUCUGAGCAAAUGUGGGACUGGCGGUUAUUAACUGAGAAGUUAAGAGAACAAAAGAAGGCUGAAGUCGUUUUUUACGAGAAUUCCGUGUCUUACUUCUUCACUUUGUUGUCAGCUUUUACUUUAGACUACGAAGCAAUGCAACCUUCAGACAAGCAGGCAUAUGAUGAGUAUCUGCUUGCUCUUCUUUUCCUUUCAUAUUAUUAUAAGUCGAAAAUUGAUUGGAUUAGACUCUGUCAGAAUGCAAAGCGUGACCCCUCUGCUUUGGUUUCAUCGAACUUGGAGAAGUUAUUUAGAAACUACGAGCUGGUAUUGGCUGAAUCUGGAAAUGAACUUAAAACAAAUGCGGUCAUUUCUUCAUUGGAAAUGGUAGCUUUUGUUGCUCCGGACGACGCUAUCCCUCACAUCGUCAAGUUGUUCCGUUCGCAAUUAGAGAACAUUCGCUUUGACAAUAUUACUGAUACCGACAUUGCCAUUUGGAAGACUCCCGAGGGUACUAUGUAUCAUAAUGUCUUGGAGAAGCAGACAAAACUGCAAAAGAAUACAAAAGACUAUGAAACGAAGAAGUGGGAAGCUGAGAUGCGCGCCAACUUGGCCAAGAAAAAACCCGUGUCGUUGACAAAGGAGCAAAAGCAAGCUGUUGAAGAGCAACUUCGAGUUGAGGGUGAUAUUAGAAAGAAGGUUACGAACGUUGUUUCUUCCUUCACACACUCAAUGUUUAUCAUUCGUAGUCUUGCUGCCAGUGUCCAAUUGCGCCCAGAUUUAUGGAUUGAAGACGCCAUCAAUUGUCUGCUUUUCGGCAACAUUUAUCAAGAAAGUCUUCGAUUCUCUGGCACUUUGGCUUCAGAAACACUUUUGUGUUGUAUCAAGGCGUCUUCCCUCGAAGAACGAAUUGGUGAAGCCAAUUUUGCAUUAAAACUGCUCAAGUCUCUGUCUCAAGUUUUGGGCUACGAAAAAUCUUUGGACAAUUCUGCUGACCUUGUCACUAAUGUUUUGCAUAAACUUCGUUUCUGUAUUGAAGUGCAUGGUUUUUCUACACCCAUGUUUGCUUGUGUUUUCCCCUUGCUUUACCGUUUGGUCCAAAAAGAAUUUAAUGCGAAGACAGAAGACGAACGCGACGAACAAAUUCUGUUGGUUACCGAAACUUUGAUUAUGCAGGCUCCAACUGCACACGAACUCUAUGCUAUGCGUUGCAAGUACUUGGAGUCGUUGCUGCAUCUUGUUGCUGCUGUACCGUCUCAGUAUCAUGAAGUUCGUGAUGCAAUGAUUAGCUUCGCUCAAAGCAUUUCUUCAGAAUAUACGGAAGAAGAACUGCAGCUUCUUCUUUCAAAAGUGUGUGCAUCCGAUUCUUCUUUGCGUACCGCUGUCCUUCAAACCCUGCAAUGUCUUGAUUUACACAGAUUUGACUUCAUCAAAGAGAUUUUCUUGGAAUUGUAUGAUGACACUGACGCAAAUGCUUCUCUUGCUCAUGACAUUUCCAAAUCGAAUACUUUUGAAGCUGAUGAAUCAUCACUUAAAGAGCUGUUACCAUUCUUGGACAAUGAGUCAGCUUAUGUUCAUGAAAUUCUGGGUAAGGCUCUUUGUGAUUUGAUUGAUGACUACGAAGAGUUUUCCACGUCUAUUCCGAGGGAACUUAUGAGUAAUUAUAGAGUAAAGGCUUUGCCAACUCCUCCGGAAUAUGAUGAGUAUGGAAUUAUUGUUAAAGAUACAAUCGGAAGGGAUUUGGGACGUUCAUCGCGCGAAGCAAUUGCUACUUGCUUUGCUCAUGUGGUGAAGGUUAUGGCAUCUAAUAUUCUUAUUGAAUUCCUGGAAUUCCUUCUUACAGCUACGGAGGUUGACAGUCAGAUUCCUGUUACUGAUGUUUCCGUUACAGUAGCAUCAACGAUGCUUGAAGCAGGUAAAGUUGCUAUUGAAUUACACGGCAAGCACCAGGUUGAGUCUUUAAUGAGCUUCUUUGAAGAGAGUCUUCAACGUGUUGAUUCUUCCAGUUCUUUUGAUGAUCGUCUCCGUGAAGCCAUGAUUGUUCUCUUUGGUACUGUAGCUAAACAUUUAUCAUCCUCGGAUACCCGCCUUGUCGUUGUCAUUGACAGUCUUAUUGCAACUUUGUCCACGCCUAGUGAAAGCGUUCAACUGGCUGUAGCCAACUGCCUCCCUCCUCUAAUCAAAAAGUACAGUGACAAGAAUGAGGAUUAUAUGAAGAAGUUAACUGAAACUCUUCUGUCCUCUUCAUCCUUUGCUGAGAAGAAGGGUGCGGCAUAUGGACUUGCUGGUCUUACCAAGGGAGUUGGUAUUAAAGCCUUUAAGGACUUUGGUAUCAUGGACACAUUAAAGGAAGCACUUGAAGAUAAGAAAAACAAGGAUCGUCGCCAGGGUGCUCUAUUCGCAAUUGAGUCAUUCUCUCAUAUCCUUGGAGUCUUUUUUGAACCUUAUGUCCCCGAAAUUAUUCCCCUUCUUAUUUCUACUUUCGGUGACAGUUCUACUGAAGUUCGUGAUGCUACUUCUGAUGCCGCUAAGGCCAUUAUGAGUCAUCUCAGUGGUUAUGGUGUGAAGCUUAUUCUUCCUUCUCUCCUGGACGGUCUUAACGAAUACAACUGGCGUUCCAAGUUUGCAUCUGUUGAAAUGUUGGGACUUAUGUCCUACAUGGCGCCUAAGCAGUUAUCAUACUCUCUGCCAACUAUCAUUCCUCGUCUGACAGAUGUACUUACCGAUUCUCAUAACCAAGUUCGUAAUGCUGCAAACAAGAGUCUUACAAGAUUUGGCGAUGUCAUCUCUAACCCCGAGAUUCAAACUCUCGUUCCCGUUCUUCUCAAGGCUUUAAGUGACCCUACCAUACAUACCGAGGAGGCUCUUAGUGCAUUGGUAAAAACCCCUUUCGUUCAUUACAUCGACCCGCCCUCUCUUGCAUUGGUUGUUCCUAUUGUUUAUUACGGUUUGAAUGAAAGAGUUGCUGCCGUUAAGAAACAGUCAGCCAAGAUUUUCGGUUUAAUGGCCAGUCUCACUGAUCCAUCGGAUCUUUCGGUUCACUUGGAGAAGUUAGUUCCUCGCCUGCGUGAAGUUUUGAUCGACCCAGUACCAGACACUCGUGCUACAGCAGCCAAGGCUCUUGGUUCACUUGUUGAGAAAUUGGGUGAGACCAAUUUCCCUUCAAUUAUUCCCGAGUUAUUAUCCAUCCUUAAGAGCGAUGCUAGUGAGGUUGACCGACAAGGUGCUGCCCAAGGCCUGUCUGAGAUUCUUGCUGGCCUUGGUCUCGCCCGUUUGGACGAUGUGUUCCCUGAUAUCUUGGCUAACACAUCCAACGGUAAUCCCAGUAUUCGUGAAAGUUUCAUUUCUCUUCUUAUUUACCUUCCCGCUACUUUCGGAGCAAGAUUCCAGCCUUAUCUCGCAAGAGCUAUUCCUCCCAUUCUUAACGGUCUUGCUGACGAAUCCGAUUUUGUUCAGUCGGCUUCUCUUCGUGCUGCUAGAAUGAUCAUUAACAAUUAUGCUAGCAAAUCCGUCGAUCUUCUGUUGCCUGAACUUGAGAAGGGAUUAUUCGACAACUACUGGCGUAUUCGUGUUUCUUCCGUUCAGUUGGUUGGUGACUUGAUCUUUAAGCUUGCCGGUAUCAACAAGAAAUCCGUCGAAGAAGAACAGCAGGAAGAGGAAGAGAAUGUUACCGCUAGUGAUGUUAAGCGUAAGGCUCUUAUUGAGGCCAUCGGUAACGACCGUCAUGACCGUAUCAUGUCUGCUCUGUUCAUUGUUAGACAAGACGUUUCUGCUUUGGUUCGUGCUCCUGCCUCUCAAAUUUGGAAGGCAGUUGUCGUUAAUACUCCUCGUACGGUGAAGGAGAUUAUGCCAACUUUGACGUCUAUGAUUAUUAGCAACCUCAACAGCAGUGGAAAUGAUAGACGUGUCAUGUGUGUUAAGACUCUUGGUGAGUUGAUCCGUAAGAUUGGUUUCGACGUCAUGGAACAAUUGCUUCCCAGUUUGGAGAAUGGCCGUUUGUCAACCAACCCUCAAGAUCGCAUUGGAGUUUGUAUCGCUAUUACCGAACUUAUCAACAGCUGUGCUCCUGAGCAACUUGAAAAUUAUGCAUCUACUAUUACAAACGCUAUUCGUGGUGCUUUGGUUGAUAGUGAUGCAAGUGUUCGUUCUGUUGCUGCUGAAGCCUUCGACUCCCUUCAAAAUGCCAUUGGCAACAAGGCUAUUGAUGAAGUCUUGCCCGAACUUCUUAUUCUCCUGCAAAGUGAUGAAAAGUCAGAAUUUGCUCUUUCUGCUCUUCAAGAAAUUAUUACACGUCGCUCUACUUCCAUCUUCCCCGUUCUUAUUCCCACUUUGAUUAAACAACCCAUCUCCGCUUUCAAUGCUCGUGCAUUGGCUUCGCUGGCUACGGCUGCUGGCGCUACCCUGCUCCGCCGCCUUCCCUCUAUUUUGACAGCUCUCAUGGAGUCAACUUUUUCUGCUUCCGAAGGUGAUUUGGAGGGAUUGACCUCUGCCACAGAUUCCAUUAUGGUCUCUGUUCAGGAUCCCGAAGGCAUCACUCAAAUGAUGGCUUACUUCACUAACUUGGCGACGAAUGAGGACUAUAGAAAGCGCGCAUUUGCCUGUUCUCGCAUGGCUGCCUACUUCAAGGAUUCCAAGGUUGAAUUGGGCAAGUUUUAUGCCGAAUGGGUUCGCGUCUUUAUUGGUCUAUACGAGGAUCGCAGUGAGGACGUUGUUAAGGCUGCUCUUGCAGCUCAAACAGCACUCGUUGGUUCUCUGAGAAAAGAUCAAAUGGAGCCACUUGUUCUUCCUCUUUGCAAGGCAUUGUCUGAUGUUGGCGUUCCUGAUACCGCUCUUCCUGCAUUCCAAUUGCCCCGUGCUAUUAACUCUGUUCUUCCCAUUUUACUACAAGGACUUAUGUAUGGUUCUACGGAGCAAAGAGAAAAGUCUGCCUUGGGUAUUGCGGACAUUGUUCGUCGUACGGAACCUACCGCUCUUCGUCCUUCGGUUACACAAAUUACCGGUCCUCUUAUUCGUAUCAUUGGCGAACGUUUCCCUACCGAUGUUAAGUCUGCCAUUUUGUUCACUUUGAACAUCUUGCUUACCAAGAUUCCUACUUUCUUACGUCCGUUCUUGCCUCAGCUUCAAAGAACUUUCGCUAAGUGCUUGGCUGAUCCUUCGAGUGAUGUUGUUCGUAACCGUGCUGCGGCAGCUCUCGGUACUUUGAUUACAUUACAGACUCGUGUUGAUCCCUUGAUCACUGAGCUCGUCAGCGGCUCUCGUAGUUCUGACGCAGGUGUACGCAAGGCCAUGUUUAAGGCUUUGUUUGAAGUUGUCUCGAAAUCUGGAAAGAACAUGAGUGAAAACUCCAUGAAUUCUGUUGGUGAUUUGUUAGAGGAAACCGAAGCUUCUGACAUGACUGACGUUGUCAACAUGGCGAAACUGUAUGGCGCAUGGUUUGCUAAUUUACCUGAUGCUCGUGCUAGUGAGUUUUUGGAGGACAAACUUUUCAGCGUUGAAGAAGAUACAACACUUAGAGUUCUCAUUUUGAAUGCCGUUGUUCGUUUUGGUUUCGAAAAGAUUAUUUCUUCGGGCAGUGAGUCUGCCGUUGCCGAGUACAUUUCUCGUUUGUGCGCUAACAGUGAUCCUUUCAUUUCUGAGAAUGCUGUCAAGGCUGCCGGUAAGUACUUGUUGACUGAAAUGAACCAAAAUUUCAACGAUGCAAAGCGUCUGAUAGAAAGCCUGGCAGAGUGCAUUCAAGCCCCUGUCAGUGGUUCCAACGACUGUAAGCGUUUGGCGUUGGUGGUUCUUCACACUGUUGCAAACUCCAACUUUGAUGUGGUAAGAGCUCAUUUGCCCACUCUUGUUCCUGCCGUUUUUGGUUGUGUUCGUGCUACUGUCAUUCCUGUAAAGCUUGCAGCAGAGACGACUUUCCUCUCUCUUCUGCAAUUACGCGAAAACGAGGCCUUUGCCGAGAAAUUCAUUUCUACUCUGCAAACUCCUCGGGCUCGCAGUAUCUCAGAUUAUACUCGGCGGGUUGCCUUUAAAUUGGCUGCUGCCGAACGUGAUCGCAUUGCUUCUGGAAGUGGUAGAAUCCAAAUCGAAGAAGCAGAAAACCUUGCGGAAAUUAACGCAAUUGGUGCUGAUGAUGGAAUGUUCUCUCAACAAGACGCUUGA